Closterium sp. Naga37s-1 is the source of this 1128-nucleotide messenger RNA. Lineage: Eukaryota; Viridiplantae; Streptophyta; Zygnematophyceae; Desmidiales; Closteriaceae. The record is from the annotation of a GenBank genome assembly.
AUGAAAAACAUGAUGCAUACUUCGGUCGGGGAAGUCUCUAAGGCGUGGCACGACAUUCUCACCAUGAUUCGCCGCGAUUUUCCCUUCUUCAACCGCACCAACGGCCGAGAUCACUUCAGCACGAGCACGUUCGAUCAGGGCCGUUGCCACGCGUUGACGUGGGUCAACCCGGAUUUGUACGGCGAGAUGUUCUUCGUGAUGCUCAACGGGGACCGCCUCGCGCGCACCAUCCACGCUUCUGUCGAGCGAAACCUGCAGGUGCGGCAGGAAAAGCUGCAGGUUCGGGAGGGAAUGCUGCAGGUUCGGGAGGGAAAGCUGUAUGUUUGGCAGGAAAAGCUGCAGGUUCGGGAGGGAAAGCUGCAGGUUUGGGAGAGAAAGCUGCAGAUCAUAGGAUACACAUACAACUCGCCCGUGCAGCCGCAGUUCCCAGACAUUCCAUGCUACAUGCCCGACCGCGAUAUUGUCGUGCCUGCUUUCAUUGGCGAUCAGAUACCCAUGGUGUCGCCCUUCUCUGGCAAUCGCCCCAUUCAAGCCAUCUUCCGCUUCUCAGCCCAGCAGGGCCACAGAGCGCCUCUCAUGCACCACGGCCAUGACUUACGGCCUGAGCUGCUCGCUAUGUACCAGAAGCAGCGCGUCAAGGGGUGGAGCUUUGCAGCGAAAGGGGAGAAUCAGACGAACAAGGAGUGGCAGUACAGCGUUUUCUGCAUCUGCCCGUCCGGGCACUCGCAGUGGACCAGCCGCCCCUUCAAGGCGCUCAUCUCAGGGUGCAUCCCAGUGACGUUUUUCCGCGACCACGACAACCCCUGGGGCGAUGAGGUGGACUAUUCAGCCUUCUCCAUCAACAUCGAUCCGGACGACAUUGCUUCGCUGCGCUACCGCCUCGAGACCGCCCCCGUGGAGCAGCUGCAACGUGGCGUGGAGAAGAUGCAGUACAUGCUCAAGUGUACAUGUUCAAGUGGUCGCGGACACACACAUGGGGUGCGGGGUUGGAACUUUGACAUGAAACCUCACCUUCCACCCCUUACCUCCCCCCCUUCCUUUCCCCCUCUCAUCCCCCCUCCUCGUCACCAGUACAUGUUGAAGUCGUCACCCGCGCGCACACAUGGGGAGCAGAGUACGAGCUUGUGA